Messenger RNA from Diorhabda carinulata, 1502 nucleotides. RefSeq names its product alpha-L-fucosidase. Gene Ontology annotation, biological process: glycoside catabolic process; fucose metabolic process. Gene Ontology annotation, molecular function: alpha-L-fucosidase activity. Bases 108 to 1469 code for a protein of 453 amino acids. Gene Ontology annotation, cellular component: lysosome. NCBI's taxonomy places the organism in Eukaryota, Metazoa, Arthropoda, Insecta, Coleoptera, Chrysomelidae. The record is from RefSeq and is a predicted model, not a curated record. The transcript has 8 exons.
GACGUAGAUCAGCUGUUCUAAUACGAUUCCAAACAAGAUUUACGUCAAAAAACAUCGCGCAGAUAAAUACACCGAAGAAAAUUCAGUUAUUAUUCCUCUGUUAAACGAUGAUUUUAUUAUUAGUGGUUUUAACGAUAUUAGUGCGUUGUAAUGCCGUUGAAUAUAAACCCAUAUGGAAAAGCUUAGAUUCUAGACCGUUACCGUCAUGGUAUGAUGAAUCUAAAGUUGGAAUUUUCAUACAUUGGGGUGUUUUUUCUGUCCCUAGUUUUAGAUCAGAAUGGUUUUGGGCUGAUUGGAAGCGAAAAGAUGACGAUGUUGUUGAGUAUAUGAAAAAGAAUUAUGCACCAAAUUGGAACUAUCAAAAUUUUGCAAAAGACUUUACUGCUGAAUUCUACAACCCAGACGAAUGGGCCGAAAUUUUCGCCAAUUCUGGUGCCAAGUACGUCGUUUUAACUAGCAAACAUCAUGAAGGAUAUACAUUAUGGCCUUCUAAAUACUCAUUUAGUUGGAAUGCCAAAGACGUCGGACCAGGAAGAGAUGUUCUUGGCGAACUGGCGACUGCAGUAAGAGACAAAAACCUCAAAUUCGGUGUCUAUCAUUCAUAUUACGAAUGGUUCAAUGAACUCUAUCUCGCAGAUAAGGCUACCAAUUACACCCAAACGGAUUUUGUGGAUAAAAAAGUUAACCCGGAAUUGAUUGAGCUUGUUAACGCUUACAACCCCUCAAUAGUUUGGUCUGAUGGAGAUUGGGAAGCUCCUGAUACAUAUUGGAAGUCGAAAGAAUUUUUAGCUUGGUUAUAUAACGAGAGUCCCGUUAAAGACGAAGUCGUUGUUAAUGACAGAUGGGGAACAGAUAUACCUUGUAAUCACGGAGGUUUCUUUUCCUGUCAAGAUAGAUAUAACCCAGGUACACUGCAACAACAUAAAUGGGAAAACGCGAUGACUUUAGACAAAACAUCAUGGGGAUUCAGAAGAAACGCCAAAUUGGACGAUUACAUGACUACAUUAGAGCUUUUGACACAACUAACCAGCACUGUUAGUUGUGGCGGAAAUAUUCUUAUUAACAUUGGUCCAACUAAAGACGGUAUUAUCGCCCCGAUUUUCCAACAGCGUCUCCGAGACUUAGGUACCUGGUUAUCCAUCAACGGCGAAGCUAUUUAUAGUACCAAACCAUGGACGACACAGAAUGAUACGUUAAACGGUAACGUUUGGUACACAAGCAAGGGUUCUGCUGUAUAUGCUAUCAGUUUGGGAUGGCCCGAACACAAUAUUUUAAACCUCGGAGCUGCUAUUGAUAUUUUCAAGGAUCCUGCAACUUCUGUAUAUUUACUUGGUAAUGGAAACGAGGCAUUAAAGUGGACUUUAAACAACGAUUCAGUAAAUAUCAACUUUCCCGAUAAAUCAACAGUGAAAAGCGAAUGGGCUUACGUAUUAAAAAUUAUACCAUCAAGUAAAGUCAACUUUAUCUGAAAUAAAAUUAAAAAAUACAAAUUUUAGAGCAUA